This is a messenger RNA of Entamoeba dispar SAW760, 1509 nucleotides long. RefSeq lists its product as uncharacterized. The coding region runs from base 1 to 1509 and encodes 502 amino acids. The transcript is spliced from 3 exons. Lineage: Eukaryota; Evosea; Mastigamoebida; Endamoebidae. The record is from RefSeq and is a predicted model, not a curated record.
AUGAAGACUUUUAUCAUUUGGAUAAGUUUCAUUGUUUUGUCUUGUCAAUGCCAAGAGACUCAAAUGUAUGUUAAUGAAAUUAAAGAAAAAAUUAUUGAUGAAAUGAAACAAGGAAUGGAUGGAAUUCAUAAACUCAAAGAAGACUUAGUCUUUGCUUACAACCAUCCACACAGAAAAAAUAAAGAUUAUUUUAAAGCAAUCUCUGAAAAAGAAAAAGAAAGUAUUACAACACCAGAUUCAGGAAUGAAUGAAAGAACAGUAAAUAUUGAUCAUAAUUGUGGAAGUGGUGAAAAGGAAUAUUAUAAUUUAAAUAUUAGUGUUUGUGAUGGAAAUUAUAAAAUUAGAAUUAAUGAAUAUUUUAUCGGUCAAGAAUAUUUCAAUGCAUCAGAAAUUGUUGCUAUAAAUUCUCCAUGUGAAACAAUAGAAUGUACUGUCAAUGAAUUCUUUAUUGAUGAAAAUCUUUUUAAAAUUGAUCAAUUCAAAUUUAAUAAAUGUGUUAUCUUUAAAUUUAAUAAUAAUGAAAAUCAUUAUAUGUCAGAAAUUGAUAUUUCUUUAAUUUGUGAUAAUACAACACUUAUCGAUUCAACUCAUUAUGCAUACAAUUGUUCAACAAUGAAUCUUGUUUGUGAUGAUAAAGUUAUUUCUAAUCAUUUUUAUUAUACUACUAAUUAUUCACAAUUUAAAAAUUGUUUUACUGUACCUGUUCUUUGUAAUGAUAAAAGUCAAUGCAAUCAAAUUACUGUUGACUGUCCUGAAGAAUAUCAUUGUGAUAUCACAUUCAAUAAUACACAACCUUGUAAUAUAAAUUGUAAUGAAUCAAGAUUAGUAUCACAUUGCUUAUGUCCACCAGAUAAAAAAGGAAAAUGGUGUGAAGAACAAACUGAUGUAGAAUGUAAUUUGAUUAGACUACAGUCAAACGUCCAAUCAUUUUCACAAAGUAAAUACCUUGACCAAGAAGAUCCUAACGAAGAAUAUGCUAUUCAAAUAUAUCCUUUUGACGGUGUUAAUGAUAUAGAAAUUUCUGUUUAUAUUAACUGUACUAAUCAAGUAAAGUAUGAUAAUCAAUACCAAUAUUGGAUUAACACAUCUUCUCUUAUUUUUUCAUCUGAUCCUGAACGUCAGUUACAAGUAAGCGUUAUAAAUUUUUAUCAUUUUUAUGAUCGGUCUGAAUACUUUGCUUCAAAUAUUACAAAAGAACAAUACCUAGCACAACAACCAAUUAAAUUUAUAAUUAAUUCUACUUUCUUAACAACAACAAGAUCAUGGAAUGGUGAUUUAUUAUAUGCUGAAAUUGUCAUUAAUCCUCAUUUAUCUUCUACUUCAUUUGCUUUAACAAAGUUCUAUAUCCAAAGAAAAUACACUGAAAAAAAGUACAAUAAACAUAAUUGGAUAAAACAAAAUUGGUUGGUUCUAAUCCUAAUCACUGGUGUUCUUCUUCUCACUGUCCUUGCAGUAUUCUGGUAUUACUGGAAAAAUAAGCAAGAGUUUGUUCAUGUGAAAGAAGUUUAA